CGGGCUCGAGGAGCAGAGAGUCGACAGCGUCGGUCCGGGUGUGUGUGUGUGUGUGUGUGAGAGAGAGAGUGUGUAUUCCACCGUGUGUGAAGGUCGGUGUCUGGAUGGACGGUUAACCGCGCAGAGAAAUCGCGGAGAAGAGGCAGCAAGAUGAAAUACAAAAACCUGAUGGCCAAAGCAUUGUACGACAACGUGCCGGAAUCCCCCGAGGAGCUGGCCUUCCGCAAAGGGGACAUCCUGACCGUCAUUGAGCAGAACACCGGAGGCCUGGAAGGCUGGUGGCUGUGCUCCCUGCACGGCCGCCAGGGCAUCGCCCCUGGCAACCGGCUGAAGCUGCUGAUCGGACCCAUGUUUGACCCUCAGUCGCCGGCCGCCGCCGCUGCUGCCCAGUCGCCUCAGGGCUAUCAGCAGAAUCCUGGCGCAGGGUCUCAGGGGGUCUACCAGGUGCCCCCAUCUCUCCAGAGUCCACAACAGCAGAGCCAGCAGGGCAUAUACCAGGUUCCUCCCGGACAAGAUGUCUACCAAGUCCCACCGAGGAGUUCUCUCGCCGCUGAAAACACACCGAGCAAGGUGGUGACCCCGACCCGAGUGGGACAGUCCUACACUUAUAGCCCAGGCCAACACAACCAGCAGGACCUCUAUGACGUCCCACCCAGCAGACCUCAGGGGGUGUACGAUAUCCCGCCUGGUCAGAUGUUCUCUGGUCAGCACGCCGCCGCCAGAAACCAGGGAGUCUACGACGUUCCCCCCUCUCAAGUGGACCACAGGACGCAAGGCGUUUACGACAUACCUUCCUCUUCAGAAGGGGUGUACUCGGUGCCUCCCUGCAGGACCAACCCCGCGCUGCAGGAGGGAAACUACGACUUCCCACAGCCUCUCAAACACAAGCAGGAGGGCAUCUACGACGUGCCGCCACCCGCCCUCACCAAGCCAGCACAGAGCCCCCAGUCCCACUAUGACUUCCCCCCCAAUGUGGAGCCCGCUGCCCAUCAGCAACACCUGAACACCAACGGCAAUGAAGGCAUCUACGACGUGCCUCCGUCCGCCCUUCAUUCAGGGGCGGGGUCUCAGAAGGACAUAUACGACUUCCCCCGGUGCAAGCAGCCGUCCCAGCACAAAACUUCACCCACUGACAGAGACGGAAGCAAAGGCAUCUACGACAUCCCCGGUCAGGAUGCUCGGGCGGUCGGAGACGUGACGGACGGCGUGAACCGCCUGUCGAUCUCCAGCACCGGCAGCACGCGCAGCAGCAUGUCCACCUCCUCGUCCUCCACGGGCUCCAGCUCGGAGGGCCGCCUCGCUCUGGAUGUGGACGCUGCCGUCCAGAGGUUGUACCGCCUGCAGCAGGCCGUGGAGGCUUCAGUCUGGGCUUUGCAUUCAAUGGCAGCGUCCCCUCACUGGAGGACUUUUCCCUUCAUGGAGCGCCACGCCAACGACGUCCGCACAGUGCUGGACAGGGUCCGGGCUGCUCUGGGGGACUUCAUUGUGUUUGGUCGGGGGGCGGCAGCGAACGCCACGUCCCUGUCAGACUCCAGCCUGCACAGUAAGCUGAGGCGGCAGCUGGGACGCCUCGAGGACUCGCAGCAGAUCCUCCUGCAGAUCUAUCAAGUCCUGGAGAGCUGCAGCUGGGCCCUGAACACGCUGGCCGCCUCCGGAAAGCACCACAACAAGAGCGACGACCUGGACCGCUUCGUCAUGGUCUCCAGGACCGUCCCCGACGACGCCAAGCAGCUGGCCUCCACAGUAGGCAGCAAUGCUGAGCUGCUGUUCAGGCAGACGCAGGCGGACGGGCCUUUCUCCAACGGGAGCACACCCGACGAGAACAUGAGCCGGCCGCUCACCUCUCCCUCCUCAGAUAUCGACAACUACGGGGAGCAGACCAAGCCCUUCCCUGUUCCCUCCAGCCAGGACAAGGACAACAUGAACAACAGCGAGAAGUGUGUGAAAAGCUGGAUGGAGGACUACGAUUACGUACACCUGCAGGGCAAAGAAGACUUUGAACGCCAGCAGAAGGAGCUGUUGGAGAAAGAAAACAUCAUCAAGCAGAGUCAAGUUCAGCUCGGCCAAGAACAAAUCAAUCAAUUUAAGAAGCUUGAGCAGGACGUGAUCAAACCCGUGGAGAACGACAUCACACAGUGGACGUCCAACCAGCACCUGGCGGUGACCUCGGCCUCCCCCUCGGACUCGCCCUCCGCCCCGCCCCCCUCCGCCCCCGUGUGCGCCCGGGACCGCCAGCUGCUCGGCUUCUACUCGGAGCAGUGCGAGCAGCACUUCGUCACGCUCCUCAGCGCCGUCGACGCCUUCUUCGGCUGCGUCAGCGCCGGGCAGCCUCCGCGCAUCUUCGUGGCGCACAGCAAGUUCGUCAUCCUCAGCGCCCACAAACUGGUCUUCAUCGGAGACACCCUGUCCAGGCAGGCCUCGGUCCCCGAGGUCGCGAACAGGGUGAUGAACUCCAGCAACGUGCUGUGUGACUUGUUAAAGACGGUGGUGGCUGCGACCAAAACGGCCGCCCUGAACUACCCCAACACAGCCGCCAUCCAGGAGAUGGUGGACAGGGUCACUGACCUCUCGCACCACUCACAGCAGUUCAAAGAACAGUUGCUGCAAUUGGCCAAUCUGUGAUUUUCAACCGUGUUGCUUCUGUACAUGUCACCACAGACUCCGUGUGUACAUUAAUUUACCACAAAUAUAAAUAUAUAUUUACAUCAUGCAUAUAUAUACAUAUAUAUAUGUAUAUAUAUAUAUAUGCUCUUCAUCUUUCAGCCUGUUUUGGAUGUUGUAAAUAGUCUGUUCUGUAAAUAUUUGCUCUAUUUUUGUGUAGAUUGUUUUAUAUUAUGAAUAUAUUUAGAUUGAGUAUCGGUGUCUUUGUAGGAUAUGUGGACAUUUUUCAUAACAUUCCUGUUGCAUAUUAUGAAGCACCUUAUGAGAUGUCCCGUUUGUUUGAUUGUAUGUGUUUUUUUCCAUAUACACCUGUAAAAUGUCGUCGAUGUGUUGUUGUUACUGCUGGGUGUGACCGUAAAUCUCCCUGUAAUUCACGUUAGUGUCGAUGUGUGUGGAGAGCUCCACAAAGUAAAAGAUUGUUCCUAA
This is a messenger RNA of Scophthalmus maximus (turbot), 3087 nucleotides long. RefSeq names its product neural precursor cell expressed, developmentally down-regulated 9 (gene nedd9). Gene Ontology annotation, cellular component: cytoplasm; plasma membrane. Gene Ontology annotation, molecular function: protein binding. The transcript is spliced from 8 exons. Gene Ontology annotation, biological process: cell surface receptor protein tyrosine kinase signaling pathway; cell migration. The record is from RefSeq and is a predicted model, not a curated record. NCBI's taxonomy places the organism in Eukaryota, Metazoa, Chordata, Actinopteri, Pleuronectiformes, Scophthalmidae. The coding region runs from base 151 to 2622 and encodes 823 amino acids.